AUUCCAUCACCGGCGAUAAUUAUUCAACUCCCACUAAUCUGAUGGAUGGAAAUAAUUCCGAUGACAAUGAGAACACCAAAAUGUGGACGCCCAGAAUUGAAACGAAAUUAAUAAAUAUGUUGAGAGAUGAGGUUAGAAACAAUCAAACAACGGGCCGUACUACUUCGUGGACAAUUAGGCAUUGGAAUCAUUAUGCAAAUCAGUUGCACAACAUAUAUGGAUUUCGGUAUACAGGUGUUAAGGUGCGCCAAAAAUAUCAGCGCUUGAAAGCUGAUUACCAGACAUUCAAGCGACUCCAGGCACAGACUGGUCUGGGAUGGGAUCCUAUUAUAGGCACUGUUGUUGCACCCGAUGAAUUUUGGGAUAAGGCUAGCAGAAAUGUGAAGAAGUUUAGGACAAAAGGGUUUGAAUAUUUUCAGGAAAUGGCAGAGAUUGUUGAAAAUUGUUGUGCUACAGGGGCCCUGUCUCGUGCAUCCACACAAGGACCCAUUGACUCAGAAGAAGAAGACGACAUGUUAAAUAAAUUUUGGAACGCUGAUGUUGAUGGGAGUAACGCUGGUGGGAGUAAUGCUGCUGAGGCCAUUCCUGUUGACUUAUUCCGGGAUGAGUAUAUAGAUCCAGCAAAGGGCAAAAGUCACAAGAGGGGCCCUGCAACUAGGCAGACUGACAGUGGUCGUUCUAAAAAGUCACGGUCAAGUGGGUUUGAUGAUGUGUGUGCAGCUUUCACAUCCUAUGUACAAGCCAAAACAGGACAUUCACGUGCACGAGAAAAUGAGACUGAGGCUGUAAGUGCAUGUGGUGAUGAUUAUUCCCUUGAUGCAUGUCAAGAUGCAUUGCUUGAGCUUGGGGACAUACCAUCGUUGCAGUACGUUAGCGCACUGACACAGUUCAAGGAUAAGGAAUGGCGAAGACAAAGGCAUAUGUCAUCCGACAGAGAAAACAAUACAAUGGAGCUCUCAUCAGAGGAUGAUGAGGUUGUUGAUGAUUUUAUAGAUUGCUUGAUAAUUGCUGAUUGUGUCGGUGCUAUCGAUGGCACAUUGGUGGAUGCAUGGGUCCCUGCUUCAAGACAACAUACAUUCUACGGUCGGAAAGCAACGGUAUCGCAAAAUGUACUUGCAGCUUGCAACUUCGAUAUGUUGUUCACAUUUAUUAAUUCUGGAUGGGAAGGCAAGUACUAUUUAGUUGAUGCUGGUUUCACGAACAUGCCUGGAUUUCUUGCUCCAUUUCGGUCUCAACGAUAUCACUUGCAAGAGUUUCGUGGCCAUCAUUAUGCAGGACCUAAGGAAUUGUUUAACCAUCGACAUUCGUCAUUACGCAACGUCAUAGAAAGAACACUUGGUGUUUUGAAUAAGCGCUUCCCAAUAUUGCGGUCCAUGCCAAAUUAUAAGUCUACACGACAAGGGCCUCUCGUGAUUGCAUGUAGUAUAGUGCACAAUUGGAUCCGUUUGCAUACAGUUAUGGAUCCGUUCUUUAUGGAAGCUGAUAAUGAAAUAGCCGCAGAAGCAGAAGCAGACGGGCUUCUUGGAGACCAACCUGACUACGUUGACAUGUCACAACAUGGGUUAACGUCCCAAUCGAACGUUAGGGAUGUAAUUGCUACUGCUAUGUGGCAAAAUCAUGUUCACCAUGGGCACUGA
Messenger RNA from Camellia sinensis, 1637 nucleotides. The record is from RefSeq and is a predicted model, not a curated record. NCBI's taxonomy places the organism in Eukaryota, Viridiplantae, Streptophyta, Magnoliopsida, Ericales, Theaceae.